Capsella rubella is the source of this 1346-nucleotide messenger RNA. Its product is annotated as protein PARTING DANCERS. NCBI's taxonomy places the organism in Eukaryota, Viridiplantae, Streptophyta, Magnoliopsida, Brassicales, Brassicaceae. Gene Ontology annotation, biological process: resolution of meiotic recombination intermediates. The record is from RefSeq and is a predicted model, not a curated record. The transcript has 9 exons. The coding region runs from base 221 to 973 and encodes 250 amino acids.
UCUUUGGCUUUCGAAACAUACAUCCUUAAGUUUUAUACUAAGCUCAGAACCGGUUAAUGAGAACCCAAGUCAGAGCGAUGUUGGACGAGAAGAUAACCAAAAAAAAAGCCCGGUUUAUUACAUUAUUUUCCUUUUUUAAUUAUAUUCAGUUUUUGAUUUUGUUUUUGGGUCAUCCGCCAAAUAUUUUCGUCUUUCAAAAAUUCUCUGAGCUUCUUCGCCGAUGGCGACUGCGGGAUCAAGCUACAGUGUCUCAACAAAUCAUCAAGUUCCUUCAUCUCUCGUGAAUCUAGGAAAUGCUGCUGGUGUUUGUAUAAUGAGCAGCGCAUGGAAAGAUGAACAAGAACCUUCACUCAUCAGUUUCAUAUCUUCGUUUCUUCGCGCAAACUCUUUCCGCCUUAACUUUGUCUCGAUUUCACCUGAUCUGAUCUUCAAUUGUGGAGGUGUUUCUAUUGCUUUUGUUUUUGUGACAAAAUGGGAUUGUUCCAAUGUUGCCAAUAUCUUCAGUAGAGUAAAGAGGCUGAAGGGACAAUUUGCUCAACUUUAUGUUGUUGCCACACUCUCAACUAAAGAGCAGAGUGAUUCUUUCAUGCGAUCUUACUUCCAAUAUGAGAUGGAGUUUGGGAAACCUGCAUUUUUACAAGUCACUGAUGCCGAGAUGGGAUUCGAGAAGAUUGUUAAAGUUGCUCACUCUCGUGGUGUGUGUAAGCAACAGAAGGUGGCGUCUAAACUCAAGGCUGAGAGAAAGCGAACUGUGCAAGACACAGAUAUUUUCAUCGGAUUUGUCACAUCCAUACCCAACAUUAACAAGCAUGAUGCAAACACGCUAUACCAAGCAAUAGGUUCAAUCGAAACAAUCGCUAAAACAUCCAAAGAAGACAUUUUAGCAAACACAGAUCUCUCUUCUGAAAAGGCUGAGACACUCGCCAGGUUUUUCCAAGAUCCCGAGUUCUACCUCACUCCCAAAUUCAACUGAUGUUAAUCGUAGAAACAGUUCAGUUUCUAAAGGUACCAGCCACUCAAAGACCCUAUUCGUAGUCCUUUGCUAUGGCUACAAAUCUACAAUAUAUACACCUAUUAGGAGCCAGUACCAGGUAAGUAAAUUGACUCACUUCUUUACCUUUGCUAGCUCCAUCUGAAUAUCAGUACUUUUCUUACAUUCGUUCCUUUUAUAGUGUCUAGAUGAUGUUUAGUAUCUGAACUUAAUCAAUAAAGAUAGGUACCGAUACUUUUGAUGUUGGUAGUAAUUACUCGAAGUAACACCAAACUGAAUUAUGAAAACGUUUGGUAGAUUGAUUGAUGAGUUUGACAGUUAAGCACACAAUAAAUGAUCACACUUGUUUACUUUA